Molecule: messenger RNA, 1810 nt
Organism: Syzygium oleosum
Lineage: Eukaryota; Viridiplantae; Streptophyta; Magnoliopsida; Myrtales; Myrtaceae
Product: glutamate decarboxylase-like
Exons: 6
Coding region: 111-1610 (499 amino acids)
Biological process (GO): L-glutamate catabolic process
Cellular component (GO): cytosol
Molecular function (GO): glutamate decarboxylase activity; pyridoxal phosphate binding
Source: RefSeq, a predicted model, not a curated record
CCAUAUAUAAAAGCACUUCCCUUAUCUCGUCCGCAGUGUGUCCGUCUCUCUCGUCCCCGUUUCUUGCUUUGCGUGUGAGAGAGGGGAGAGGAAAGAAAAGAGGAGGAAGAAUGGUGGUCACGACGACGGUGUCGGACUCCGAUGAGCAUGUUCACUCCACUUUCGCCUCCAGAUACGUCCGCGACCCUCUUCCCAAGUUCAAGAUGCCGGAGCAUUCGAUACCGAAAGAAGCGGCUUACCAGAUAAUAAGCGAUGAACUGAUGUUGGAUGGGAAUCCGAGGCUGAACUUGGCUUCUUUCGUGACUACGUGGAUGGAGCCGGAGUGUGAUAAGCUGAUGAUGGCUGCAAUCAACAAGAAUUAUGUCGAUAUGGAUGAAUACCCUGUCACCACAGAGCUCCAGAACCGGUGCGUUAACAUGAUAGCCCACCUGUUCAAUGCUCCCAUGGGAGAUGAUGAGACCGCAAUCGGUGUCGGGACAGUGGGGUCGUCAGAGGCUAUAAUGUUGGCAGGGUUGGCAAUGAAGAGGAAGUGGCAGAAAAAGAGACAGUCCGAAGGAAAACCUUUUGAUAAGCCAAAUAUAGUUACUGGAGCCAAUGUGCAGGUUUGCUGGGAGAAGUUCGCUAGGUACUUUGAGGUUGAGCUGAAGGAAGUGAAACUGAAGGAGGAUUAUUAUGUGAUGGACCCAGCGAAAGCUGUCGAGAUGGUGGACGAGAAUACGAUAUGUGUUGCAGCGAUACUUGGUUCAACCUUAACUGGAGAGUUCGAGGAUGUGAAACUCCUUAAUGAUCUCCUUACUAAGAAGAACAAGGAAACCGGAUGGGACACUCCCAUUCAUGUUGAUGCUGCAAGUGGAGGGUUCAUAGCCCCAUUUCUGUACCCGAAUCUCAAAUGGGAUUUCCGUUUACCACUAGUUAAGAGCAUUAACGUGAGCGGUCACAAGUAUGGCCUUGUUUAUGCCGGUGUUGGAUGGGUUGUUUGGAGGAGCAAAGAAGAGUUGCCCGAGGAACUCAUCUUUCACAUUAAUUACCUCGGGUCUGAUCAACCCACUUUCACGCUCAACUUUUCUAAAGGUUCGAGUCAAAUUAUAGCUCAAUAUUAUCAGUUAAUAAGGCUGGGGUUCGAGGGAUACAAAAACAUCAUGCAGAACUGCAUGGCCAACGCUGGCGCACUGCGAGAGGAGAUCAAAAAAAUGGGCCGGUUCAACAUACUGUCGAAGGAAGAUGGCGUGCCGCUCGUCGCCUUUUCCCUUAAGGACAGCAGCCGGUUCACGGUAUUCGACAUAGCCGAGGACCUGAGGAGGUUCGGAUGGAUCGUGCCGGCGUACACGAUGCCGCCCGACGCGGAGCACGUGGCCGUCCUCCGCGUCGUGGUCCGGGAGGACUUCAGCAGGGGCCUCGCGGAGAGGCUCGCGCAUGACAUCGAGAAGGUCGUGAAGGAGCUGGACGGGAAGCCGAGCCGCGGCACCAUCAAGGCCGCCCACGUGACGGCCGCUGCUGCCGAGGGGUCGGGCAGUGACAAGCGUGUGAAGAAGAGCGUGGAGGAGACUCAGAGGGAGAUCACAAGCUAUUGGAAGGGGCUGGUGGAUGGCAGGAGAACUGGGGCUUGCUAGGACUAUGUCAUUUCAUGUGCUGGGUUGCAACGUUUGUUUGUGCUUGACUGCUUGUUUAUCUUACAAGAAGCAUUAAGGGUAAUAUUUCACCGGUAUUGAGAAUGUGAAGCUACUAUGUUGGUGGGUCCGUCUUUACUCUUAAGCAUUGUUAUUGAAAAUUGUCUUAUUAAUAUGUAAAUAUUAUCUUUAUUUUUUUUAAA